Molecule: messenger RNA, 1813 nt
Organism: Coccinella septempunctata (seven-spotted ladybird)
Lineage: Eukaryota; Metazoa; Arthropoda; Insecta; Coleoptera; Coccinellidae
Product: probable cytochrome P450 6a14
Exons: 5
Coding region: 156-1709 (517 amino acids)
Molecular function (GO): iron ion binding; oxidoreductase activity, acting on paired donors, with incorporation or reduction of molecular oxygen; monooxygenase activity
Source: RefSeq, a predicted model, not a curated record
AGACGGUUUUGUUUCACUUAUCAUAGUGCUAUCUUUCAUUUGCUUUGUAUGGAUAAAAUCGUCCAGUAACAAUAAUUCAUUUUAUAUUCAUACAAAUGACUUAAAAGUUGUACAUUCCUCUAGUUAGUUCUCUUAUUCUUCCACAAGAUACAUAAAUGGCUGUGAUAACAACACUUUAUUUCAUAUCGAUCUGCAUCGUCUUGUUAUUAGUAUGGCUGAAAAGCAAAUUAUCCUACUGGCACAAACGCGGUCUUCAGAGCCCCUCGUUUCUCCAACUUUUAAUCAACAUCAAAACUAGCCUUCGACACGAGCAAUCGGUGAUCGACAAGGACCUGCGAUCCUACGAAUGGAUCAAAUCUCGUGGCCUCAAACACGCCGGUCUUUACAGGAUGUGGAGACCGAUCUACCAUCCCGUAGACCUGGACAUCAUAAAGCACAUUUUGCAAAGCGACUUCGAUCAUUUCGUCGACCGAGGAAUGUUCGUUAAUGAGAAGGGAGAUCCGUUGGGGGCGCAUCUUUUCAGUUUGGCCGGCAAGAAAUGGAGGUUGUUGAGGAAUAAGCUGACCCCGACGUUUUCAUCGGGAAAGAUGAAGAUGAUGUUCGAGACGGUUCUCGAUUGCACCAAGGGAAUAGAAAAAGUUAUGGAUAAGCAAAUUGGAAAGCCGGUACAUAUCAAAGAGAUUGCAGCUAGGUUCACCACAGACGUCAUAGGCAGCUGUGCAUUCGGUAUAGAAUGUAACAGCCUCGAAAAUCCUGAUUGUGAAUUCAGACGUAAAGUGGGCGUUUUCUUCAAAGAAGAUUUCUUCCAGAGCUUGAAGUAUAUAAUGAUGGGGGUAUUCCCAAAGCUGAUGCGAAUGCUCAACGUACAGUUUUUCCCUAAAGAAACAUCAGACUUCUUCAUGAACUUGACGAGGGAAACUAUUGAAUACAGGGAGAAGAACGACGUUCGUAGAAAAGAUUUCAUGGACGUGAUGAUUCAAUUGAAGAACACGGGCAGGAUCAUAGAUGACGAUCAAAAACGGAGUAACGAAAAUGUUAGUGAAGAAGAAAACGAAAUAACCAUUGGUGUUAUAGCCGCCCAAUGUCUGAUUUUCUUCGCUGCUGGCUAUGAAACUUCGUCCUCAACGAUAGCGUUCUGCCUGUAUGAAUUGGCGAAAGCUAAAGCUAUUCAAGACAAAGUUAGGGCAGAAAUUAAGAGAGUGAUUGCGAAGAAUGGCGGCCAGCUGACUUAUGAUGGUCUGUCGGAAAUGAAAUAUCUGGAGCAAUGUGUGAACGAAACUCUUAGGAAGUAUCCUCCGGAACCACACUUACUCAGAAUGUGCACCAAAGAAUACCAGAUUCCCAACACCGAUGUUAUACUCGAAAAAGGAACCAAAGUAUUGAUAAACUCGGUGGCCCUACAACGCGACCCUGAUAAUUACAAAGAACCGGAAAAGUUCGAUCCUGACAGAUUCAACGAGGAAAAUUCGAAAACAAGACCAGCCUGCAGUUUUCUAUCCUUCGGUCAGGGUCCACGUAAUUGCAUAGGCCAACGUUUCGGAAUGAUGCAGACCAAGAUUGGAUUAGUGGCAUUCUUGAUGAAUUACGAAUUUUCGCCAAGCGAAAAAACCAAAGAGCCCUUCGAAUACGAUCGUAAUUUCAAUUCGAUGACUGUUAAAGGUGGAGUUUGGUUAAAUUUCAAUAAAAUAGCAUCUCAACCACUCCACUAAUUUUUUCAUUCUGUGUUUGAUGGAUGGAUCUUGAAACAGAGGAAAACUUGCAUAUUGUAAAUAUUACUUUCCAUUUUAAUAAAGAAUAUAUUCAAUAAGCCGAA